AGCCACAUGCAUGAGUGUGCCCUGAAAUAUUUGGCAUGUCUGUUCCUGCUUGGUAGUCUUGAGACUCUGUCUGUGGACAGGAGAUCAUACGCUCAUGCCUGCAUAUCAGUCGGCUUCAUUCCAAAGGAAUGUAGGAAAAUGCACUGAAUGGAAUUGAGACUCUAACCUCUGUUCACCUGAGCAUGGCAACAGAAUGACUCCUUUGUGUAUAAUCUUGCAUUCUAUUGAGUUGCAUUGUGGCAUGGAUAAUCCACCCCCACCCCCUCCAUCCAAUGGUGCAGGGAUACAGUGGCAUACUGAAUAGGGUGUGAAUCCAGGACAGAUGACGUGAGUGAAUCACAAUUCAAAGCUGAUCAGGCAUAGCUCAGAACUCUUAUUUAGGCUUAAGGGGGAGGUGUGUGUGUUUACACAAGGCCUGUCUUAGGUCCUAGAUCCAUUAGUAUUGCAGAUGUGGGAUUGGGUACCUUCCCUGCCUAAACACACAGACACACACACACACCCCCUCCCCCGAUGACCGAGCAGAAAGGGAGGGUAAAUUCCCUUGUUCGCUAUCCUCAGCCAUUGAGUCAUUUAGUGUCUGACCCUACUGUAGUGUGCAGUUCUUUUGUCUACAAGUAAUAGUUAAUUUAUGGUGCCUUUGUGGAUGAUUGUGUGACUUUCUUCAGUUUGUUAGAAGAUGGUGGGUCUGGCUACUUCUACAGCAAUUGUUAAUGCGAUGGAACUCUUGGUGACUGAACUGAAUGUGUUGCUCAAGCUGCUAGACCAUGAGACCUUGAGUUCUGCUACAGAGGAGAAGAAAUGUGCCGUGAGGAACCUUGUGAAACAGCUGAAGCCCUCAGUCACUGGACCAGAAUACAUGUACAUGAACACCUCUGUCUGCAGAAAUGGCACUAGCUUUGUGGAAGCCCUUUUUGAUAACUUUGACUGCAACCUUAGUGAGCUGAAAGUUGAAGUAGAAGAACAGAAGAAAAGCCUCAAAACAAACCAGUUUGCAUCUAAACCUAUUACACCAGAUUCAGCACCUCCACUUCCCACCACCCCACCUCCAGAGGACUACUAUGAGGAGGCUGUGCCACUCAGCCCUGGUACUGUGCCAGAGUACAUAACCAGCCGCAGUAGCUCCAGUCCUCCUAACUCCAUUGGGGAUGGAUACUAUGAAGACACAAACAAUAACUGUCCAAAUGUCAGCAUGAACAGGCGGCGCAAAAACUCUUAUAAUGAUUCAGAUGCUCUGAGUAGUUCCUAUGAGUCAUAUGAUGAGGAAGAGGAGGAAAGGGGUCAGCAUUUAACCCACAAGUGGCCCUCAGAGGAGAACUCCAUGGCCCCAGUGAGGGAUUGCCGUAUCUGUGCCUUCCUGCUGAAGAAGAAGCGAUUUGGUCAGUGGGCCAAACAACUCACGGUCAUCCGUGAGAACAGACUUCAGUGCUACAAAAGCUCCAAAGACCAGUCUCCCUACAUGGACCUGCCGCUUAAUCUGUGCAAUGUCAUAUAUGUGCCUAAGGAUGGGAGGAAGAAGAAGCACGAGCUUCGCUUCUCUCUGCCAGGUGGAGAGGCUCUGGUGUUGGCUGUACAGAGCAAAGAGCAGGCAGAUAAAUGGCUCAAGGUGGUGCGUGAAGUAAACAGUCUGGGGACUACACUGGACAUCUCAGCAUCUCCCAUGAUCCCCCGAAAAAGAGAAAAAGAGCCAGAAAAAGACUUGGACAAGAGAUUGUCUGGUGAGAAACAUGCAUCAGAUUCGGAUAGCAUGCCUAGUGGAGAAAGUAGCCGAGACAGCCGGGAGAAUGGUAAGCCUAAGCGGGUUGCUCUGUCAGAAUUAACAGGUACAAUGAGCAGAGCAGCUGGGCGCAAGAUCAAUAGGAUCAUUAGCUUUUCCAAAAGGAAGCCACCUCUACCUGGAUAUACACGAACAUCAUCUCUUGACGAGAACCCUCGUUGUGGUUAUCUGAGUGUUUUGGUGAACCAGAGCUGGAAGGAACAGUGGUGCCGUGUAAGAUGCGGCUCACUCCACCUUCAUAAUGAGAAAGUUGAUGGGUGGCGGAGUCCACACACCUCCAUUGUCCUACGUGGUUGUGAAGUGGUGCCAGGGCUUGGGCCCAAGCACCCUUUCGCCCUCAAAAUACUAAGAGGUGGCACUGAGGUGGCAGCGUUAGAGGCAAGCUGCUCCGAAGAAAUGGGCUGUUGGCUUGGAGUUCUUUUGGCAGAAACUGGUUCUUCUACUGAUCCAGAGUGCUUGCACUAUGACUAUGUGGAUGUGGAGACCAUCACCAGUAUUCGUUCAGCUGCUCGUUAUUCUUUUCUAUGGGCUACCUCCACAGAGUCAAGGACUUAUGAUGAGGUCCCUUAUGAGGAAACAGAGCAGGAGAAUGAGAGGCUGAAGAAUGGGUAUCUAGUAAAGCGCCGGUCAGCUAGUAGUGACAGAAGUAUGGCCAAGCCUCAGGUCACCGUUAAGCGCCAUGGCUCUAAUGCAAAUCAGUAUGGAAGGUAUGGGAAAACACGGGCUGAGGAGGAUGCACGCCUCUACCUGAGGGAGAAAGAGGAACUGGAGAGACAGAAAGACCAUGUCAGGAAUGCACUGGUGUUACUGCGAAAGGAAAAACGAGAAGCCAAGGAGAGAAUGAAGGUUGCAACAGAUAAACAGUGGCUGGCACUUGAGGAGUGUGUGACCCAACUGGAGGAGAGCUGCCAGAUAAAGGAAGGUGAAUGUGUGGAGUUGGAGCUCAAACUUACUCAGGUUAAAGAGAAUCUGAAGAAAUCUCUGGCUGGAGGAACUUUAGGGGCACCUGUAGAGACCAAACCAUUAGGCAAGAAGACUCGGAGAAGUGAGGUACCAUACAUUGAGUCAGUAAUUCCAGUCAACUGUGCCUCUGAAAUGCGAAAGCGCCCCCUGUCCAUCUGUGCGUCUACAAAGGGAAAUGUUAUGCAGAAAGCCAAGGAAUGGGAAUCUAAAAAAGGGAAGUGCUGAAGAUGUCCUGGACUGUUUUUUUUUUUUUUCUUUUUUAUGUGUGUUCAAGUGAACACAAGAACCUGCCCCCAUUCCUCAUUUGAACAUAAAACUGCACAUUUUAUAAAACUGCCUUGUCUCUGUAUAAUUGACAGUAUUUACAGGAUUACAUCAGAGGAAUCAGAUGCUCUUUUUGGGGGAGGGGGAACCAUGAGGUACAUAUACAAAUGUCAUUUUCUUUAAAUCAUUAAAAAAAUGUCAUAGUAUACUACUUUGGGGAAUAUGACUAUGGUGGAGGUAUGUGAUACAUCCAAAUAAACCACUCUUGUUCCACUUA
Molecule: messenger RNA, 3278 nt
Organism: Ictalurus punctatus (channel catfish)
Lineage: Eukaryota; Metazoa; Chordata; Actinopteri; Siluriformes; Ictaluridae
Gene: afap1l1a
Product: actin filament associated protein 1-like 1a
Exons: 19
Coding region: 677-2962 (761 amino acids)
Cellular component (GO): cytosol
Molecular function (GO): SH3 domain binding
Source: RefSeq, a predicted model, not a curated record